Messenger RNA from Bombus pyrosoma, 1233 nucleotides. Its product is annotated as mucin-5AC-like. The annotation marks the transcript as partial. NCBI's taxonomy places the organism in Eukaryota, Metazoa, Arthropoda, Insecta, Hymenoptera, Apidae. The record is from RefSeq and is a predicted model, not a curated record. The transcript has a single exon.
AUUGAGACAGUGACCACUGCAGUCACGACUACGGCAACACCUUCGCCUCCUACAACUGUGGUAACAACUAUAGAAGAAACAGCUGUUACUACAACACCGCGGAUUGAGACAGUUACAACUGCAGUCACGACUACACCCACUUCGUCGCUUUCUACAACUGUGGAAACAACUGUGGAAGAAACAGCAGUUACUACAACACCCUGGACUACGACAGUUACCACUACAGUCACGACUACGGCCACACCGACGCCUCCUACAACUGUGGAAACAACUGUGGAAGAAGCAGCUGUUACUACAACACCCUGGACUACGACAGUUACCACUGCAUUCACGACUACGGCCACACCGUCGCCUCCCACGACAGUGGAAACAACUGUGGAAGAAACUGCUCUGACUACAACACCCUUGAUUGAGACAGUAUCCACUGCAGUGACGACUACACCCACUCCGUCGCCUUCUACAACUGUGGAAACAACUGUGGAAGAAACAGCAGUUACUACAACACCCUGGACUACGACAGUUACCACUACAGUCACGACUACGGCCACACCGACGCCUCCUACGACAGUGGAAACAACUGUCGAAGAAACUGCUUUGACUACAACGCCCUUGAUUGAGACAGUAACCACUGCAGUCACGACUACACCCACUUCGUCGCCUUCUACAACUGUGGAAACAACUGUGGAAGAAACAGCAGUUACUACAACACCCUGGACUACGACAGUUACCACUACAGUCACGACUACGGCCACACCGUCACCCCCUACAACUGUGGAAACAACUGUGGAAGAAACAGCUGUUACUACAACACCCCGGAUUGAGACGGUUACCACUGCAGUCAUGACUACGGCCACACCGUCGCCUCCCACGAUAGUGGAAGCGACUGUGGCAGAAACUGCUGUUACUACAACACUGUUGGUUGAGACAGUAACCACUGCAGUCACGACUACGGCCACACCGACUCCUCCUACAACUGCGGAAACAACUCUGGAAGAGACUGCUGUUACUUCAACACUGUUGGUUGAGACAGUAACCACUGCAGUCACGACUACGGCCACAGCGACUCCUCCUACAACUGUGGAAACAACUGUGGAAGAAACAGCUGUUACUACAACACCCCGGAUUGAGACGGUUACCACUGCAGUCACGACUACGGCCACACCGUCGCCUCCCACGACAGUGGAAGCGACUGUGGCAGAAACUGCUGUUACUACAACACCCUGGGUUGAGACA